GACGUACGCAAUAUUUAACCGAAUAACUCUAAAACAAUUGCCUAUUGAUAAGGAGGACGCAGUGCGGGUGAACGCGGAUUUCCAAAGCUCACGCAUCUAUGAUUGAACUCGACUUUUUCGGACACCAUGUCUCCCCAUGUGGAAACUGAACCGAGGCUAGUGGAAGACAAGCCGCAGUUUAAAAGACUGGACACCUUUACUGCAGACGCUUGGAAAUUCAAACUCCACCCGAUUGAAUCCCCUGUAAUGAUGAUCUACGGUCUCGGGGGCUUCUACGGGGGAUAUGUCUGCUUGACUUGCGCGAAACUUCCAACUAUUAUAUUCACAUUUUCGCUGGUGUAUCCAUGCAUGUUGGCGCUGACGGCAGGCGUGCACCGGCUCUGGUCGCACCGGGCCUACAAGGCCAGGGCCCCUCUGCAACUGCUUCUCACAUUCCUGUAUAUCCUGACCAACCAGCGCUCCAUAAUCACGUGGGUGAGGAGACAUCGCCUGCACCAUCUUUGCUCGGACACUGAUGCGGAUCCUCACAAUGCAACCAGAGGAUUUUUCUUCUCACAAUUUGGGUGGAUGUUAGUUGAACCACACCCAGAAGUGGCUAAAAGAGAGAAACACAUUGACGUUUCAGAUCUGAUGAAUAACCCUAUUGUCAAAUUCCAACAUGAGUAUUUCGCUUAUCUAGUUACAAUUAUAGCAUACGUUAUCCCCACGUAUAUUCCUAUUGCAUUAUUUGGAGAAUCAUUAUAUGCAGCGUACUGGUCCAACAUUUUCCGUAUGAAUAUGGUGAUGCACCUCGUGAAUACUAUCAACAGCAUAGCCCACCUAGUGGGCUACAGACCCAUCGACAAAAUGAUUCCUGGGACGCAGUAUCCAUUUAUUGGCCUAGUCACACUGGGAGAGGGCUUUCACAACUACCACCACAGCUUUCCGUACGACUACAGAGCUUCGGAAAUUGGGGAUUACAGAUUGAACCUAACGGCUCCGUUUAUAGAUUUUAUGGCGAAAAUCGGACAGGCGUACGAUUUGAAAACCGUUUCGGAGGAUAUAGUCAGAGGCAGAGUACUGAAAAACGGCGAUGGUACUGAUCUGUACUACAUUCCUAAUAAUGAAGUUAAGCAGGAUUUCUUUUGCACCAAAUAUUACAAUAGGAUGGGAAAAUGCAAUCAAUAACAUUAAUGAAUACAUAUAUAGUACAAGUUCUGGAGAUUUCGGACACAAAUAGUUCUUUUUCAUUGAAGAAAAUAUAUUUUAUUUUCAAUUUAAACUAUUUCAAAAUUAAUAACAGCAAAUGUUAACGAUAAUGCGUCGAGUAAUAGGAAUAUACAAAAAGGAAUUUUGUAAAACAAAACCUGUUAUUAUCUGUAUUUUCACAAAUUUGAUUUGAACAUGAUGAUAUCAUUCUACAUGCUAAAUAUUUUUUUCUAUUACUUGAAGUUGAAUACAUUUAGUAGAUCGUACACAAAUUGCCUGUAACAAACAAUAAUGUGUCUUUUGUAGCAAAUUCUGUUUUAGAAAUAUUGAAAAUAUAAAUAUUUAACUUAUAUUUGUUAAACUAGGUUAAGUAGGUUUUUAUAUGGGAAUAGUAGAAUUUUUAAUAGUAGGUACUUACAUGUUUUGUGACAAUGUAAUUUUUUAUAAAAUAAAUUCCUAAAAUAUAAGACGAAGCCGGUUUCUAUCAAUCUUCCUUGUAGUGUGUAAAAUAUAGCUUGAUCCCUGUAAUGGCAGGAUGAAACGAUACAUUCCAAAUGUGAGCG
Plodia interpunctella (Indianmeal moth) is the source of this 1751-nucleotide messenger RNA. RefSeq names its product acyl-CoA Delta(11) desaturase-like. NCBI's taxonomy places the organism in Eukaryota, Metazoa, Arthropoda, Insecta, Lepidoptera, Pyralidae. The transcript is spliced from 4 exons. The coding region runs from base 127 to 1167 and encodes 346 amino acids. The record is from RefSeq and is a predicted model, not a curated record. Gene Ontology annotation, biological process: unsaturated fatty acid biosynthetic process. Gene Ontology annotation, molecular function: stearoyl-CoA 9-desaturase activity; iron ion binding. Gene Ontology annotation, cellular component: endoplasmic reticulum membrane.